This is a messenger RNA of Hyaena hyaena (striped hyena), 1830 nucleotides long. Its product is annotated as basic proline-rich protein-like. The record is from RefSeq and is a predicted model, not a curated record. Bases 1 to 1830 code for a protein of 609 amino acids. NCBI's taxonomy places the organism in Eukaryota, Metazoa, Chordata, Mammalia, Carnivora, Hyaenidae. The transcript is spliced from 4 exons.
AUGGCGGCUCCGGGUGCCAGGUGUGCGGCGCGUCCGGCGCGGUGCUGGGCACCGAGUUCUUGGGUCCCGGCCCCACCCGACCCCUCCCAUCCCACGGGCUCCGCCGUCGCCGCGGUCGGCGGCACACGUGCGCCCGGGCGGGAGCGGGGUCCCGGAGGGCAGGGCCGGGCCGGGAGCACGGAGACGGGUGCCUGGCGGAGCCCGUGCGUCCCGCCGCGCGCCCCCGCCCCCGCGCCUUCCCGCCUCGCCGCUUUGCAACCGCGCGCCUUCCUCCCUCCGCGCCCCGCGCCCCGGCUUCCUAGCCGGCAGGGGCCCCGCUCGCGCCCGCCCGCUCCCCGGCGGCUCGCCCUCCCCGGCAGGGCGCCCCAGCCCGCCCCCGCACAGCCCCCCGCGGCGCUCAGCCGCGCGGCUCCAGCGUCGUUCCGGGAGCGAGCGGCCGCUUUCCGCGCCAGGCUCCGGCACGGACUGCUUCUACUCGGCAGUUUCCGGGGGCCCGGGAGCGAGUGGGUGACCCCUCCGCCUCCCACGACGCUUACUCUCGGGCCUGGAGACCGCGGGUGCCCCCCGAAUCCGAGGGGGACAGAGCGAGCCGAACCCCUGCUGCUUCCUCGUCCCGGCGCCUGGGGCGCAGCCUCCGCCAGUUACCUGCGGGCCAGACGCCCCCUCCUCCCUGACCUGAAACCCGGGCCGAAUCCCCGGGGGUGCGGGUGCACCCCUGGGCGAGGGCACCCCCGAGCCCCCUCCCGCCUUUCCCGCACCGGAGGGAGGGCACUGAGGCAGUCCUGCCCUUCCGAAGACCCGGAGGCGGGGGGCGACGCUUGGGGACCGGGGUGCAGCCAGCUGUCACCCCGACCCCCGCGCCCCCCGGCGCUGGCCUCGCCUCACCCGCCGCGGGCGCGCGCCCCGCCCCGCCCCGCAGUCCCGGCGGACCCGGCGCGCAGACACCGAGCGGGGUCCCCCCGCCCCCGCCCCCGCCCCCGCCCCCCGAGCGGGGGCUCCCGACGCGGCGCACGCACAGAGCACGUCGGCGUGCGGAGCGGAGGCCGUGGGCCCGCGAGAGCCCGCGGCCCGGUGGCGGCCGGUUCCGGUCAGCGACGGAACCGGGCGCCACCGCCGAGGGCCGGGCCGGCUCGGGGCGGGGGGACGGCGCGCGGGGGCAGCACCCGUCCCCUCCCUCCCCUGCCCGCCGCCCGGGCCCGGCCCGGCUUCAAAGGGGCGCCGGGAGCGCGCGCGGGGAGGGGCGUCUUCCCGCGCGCGCGCGCCCCCGGCUCCUUCCCGGGUCGGAAAGCUCGGCGGCUGACGGUGGCGCGGCGCCCCGGCCGCGGGAAGCCUCGUUCCCAGGAGGGGGAGCCCCGGGCCGCCCUGAGGCCCCGCGCGCCGCCGUCCGGAACGCGGGGUGCUGCAGACGUGGCCACGGACCGCGUCCCGGGUUCGGCUCCCGUGUCCAAACGCGAGGCCGGCCCUGGCUCCCCCGGUCCCCGCGAGCACCUGACCGUGCUCCCUAAGGCAGGCAGAGCAGUGGCGGGUGAUGGGGUGCGGGAGGAGGGGGGACGAAGACCGCAGUCUGACCGUCCUCACGUCUUCCCACGGCUGCCGGCGGGCGCAGGGAGGCUCAGCGCUGCCACCUGGCGGCCGCUCCCUCCCGGAGGGGGAGCGCCCUGGCCGCCGAGCGCGCGCGGACCCCCGGCGGGUGGGCCUCGCCUAACAGCGGCGGCUCGAAUCCGCGCUUGCGACGCAGGGGACCCGGGCACACGCUCGGGAGCAAGGAAAGGUGGCUUGGUGUGGCCGUCGAGGGCUGACUUACUCCCACCAGACGCUCCUCGCCGGUGA